Molecule: messenger RNA, 726 nt
Organism: Caenorhabditis remanei
Lineage: Eukaryota; Metazoa; Nematoda; Chromadorea; Rhabditida; Rhabditidae
Exons: 4
Coding region: 1-726 (241 amino acids)
Source: RefSeq, a predicted model, not a curated record
AUGAAGCCUUUUCUUCUUUUUCUUCUUCUCGGGAUUACUGUAGUCUCUGGUAUUAUUCGGCUUGAUGGAGACGGUGGUGGUGGUGACUGGGAUUACGGUGGCGGUGGCGGUGGUGGAGGAGGACACCAUCCCUCUCAUUCAUCUUCAUCUUCUGAAGAGCAUGGACAUGGUGGGCACGGUCAUCACGGGCCACGCCCCCCUAGGCCACGCCCACCACGCCCGGCCAGAUGCCCAUCCGACUGGAUGACUUUCGAUAGAACUGCAGGCACUUGGUGUGUAAAGGUGUUCUCUGGAACUACCACAGGUUAUAAUGCCCAAUCGAUGUGUCAAGCGCAAGGAGCCGUACUGACAGGGGUACAGGAUGCGAAUGAGAGGAUUCAGAUAGCUAACGCCGCCCGUAUCCUGAACAAUGUCAUCGGAGGUUUAAAUAAUGCGUGGCUUGGUGGGAAACGUCGUGCCCAGUGUCCAAAUAAACCGUCUUGUGCUCCAUUGGACACUUUCGAAUGGACUGAUGGACACACCACUGGAACCGACGGAUUCUGGUGGCCUGGUCCCCAGCCAGACGCCUAUUGGGAUGCAAACUGGGGAAUCCAAACAUGUCUUUCUAUGAUCGUGUCAGCUGCUGAUGGAAAAACAGGGAUUUUGGGUUACCCGCAUGGAUCGAUGGAUGAUGAACACUGUCAGGCGACAAGGAAUUUGUAUGCGUGUGGGAAGGAACCGAGUUAA